Messenger RNA from Bacillus rossius redtenbacheri, 4434 nucleotides. Its product is annotated as endothelin-converting enzyme homolog. Bases 244 to 2472 code for a protein of 742 amino acids. Gene Ontology annotation, cellular component: plasma membrane. Gene Ontology annotation, molecular function: metalloendopeptidase activity. The record is from RefSeq and is a predicted model, not a curated record. Gene Ontology annotation, biological process: protein processing. The transcript has 17 exons. NCBI's taxonomy places the organism in Eukaryota, Metazoa, Arthropoda, Insecta, Phasmatodea, Bacillidae.
UGCCUCCAGCUGGCUCGAGCUCCAAGCACUCUGGAAACCAGACGAGGUACUUCUUCUACUGCUCAAGGCAACUGGUUACAGGCAAAACCUUAAUAAAUUGUAUAAAUUUUUAUUUGAAGCCUUGCUUCUCAUUGACGAUGAGGUCAUUAUAGACGCAAACACACAACACACAUCAAGAGUAUUGGAUAAGAAACCCAUCUCUGCACUUGGUUGGAGUGAUACAGGAAGUGGGACGCUGAUGUCAUGAGCCGGACCGAGCGCAUGGGGCAGGCAUGGCUGCAUCCUUGGGUCAAACUACUUGUGGUGACACUGUCCGCGUCACAAACGACUGCAGCCCGGCAGAGCGGAUACUCGGACGCGGACGGCGUGUUCCUGGCGAGCUCCCUGCUGAACGAGACGGUCUGCCCCUCGAAGCAGUGCCAGAACCUGAGCAGCCAGAUCCUCGGCCUCAUGGACCACACGGCGGGGCCGUGCGAGGACUUCUACCGGCACGCUUGCGGCGGUCUGCGGAGCAGCCCGGAGAUGCUGGAGCGAGACCCCGACGGAGAGGUCGACCGGAGACUGGGAGGUCAAAUUGAGCAGAUUAAAACAAGCCCAAGAUCUUUCGUGCAGCUGAAAAAGUUUUACGACAGCUGCAAAUCAUUUGAAAAAGUCCAGAAUGAGGGUGAAGCUCGCUCGGUCGUGGCUACUGUCGGCGUGUUUCACAGCAAGGAUUCCUGGACCGCAAACAGUUCAGACCUCACCGACCUCCUUGCGAAUCUUCUAGCAGUUGGCAGCACAACUCUUUUCGACAUCCAGCUCGACGUCAGCGACGAAGACCCCACGAGGUUCGACCUGAAGCUGGUCGCGCCCAUGCGGAGGUCCCUCUUGCUUCCCGACACUGAUGCGUGCCUCGCGAAGCAACAGCCUUCCAGCCAGCACGUCUACACCGAGUGCAGGCAGAGAAAUGAUCUCAACUUCAUUGCGAGUGUGGCAGAGGCCCUCCAAGCUGUGAAUAUCUUCCCCGCUGACAGCGCCGACGUAUCAGCCAAUGACUUCCAGGCCACUAUCUACUGCCUCCAGGACAUCAUAAAUAUCAUUGAAAAGUACACACCUUUCGAGUCUGAUGUUCGCAGAGACUUAGCUAUGAAAAACUACAACUACAUGAACAUUACAGAACUUCAAGACAAAUUCCCGCUGAUAAACUGGAUGAAACUGUUAAAUAGCAUUGUGCACCAAGUCCCCGCAGAUACAAAAGUGCAAGUCUACUUUGAAUACUACUUCACUAUGUUGUUCCGUCAUUUAUCUGAAGUGGAAACAAGGUUGCUGCACAACUCCUUGCUGGCGAUGUUCGUGACGGGAAUGUACUCCGACGUGAUUGACCACGACGGGGGCGACCGGGACCGGUACUGCCUCGUCGUCACCAAGACCUUGCUGCCCGACGUGUCAGCCGCGCUCUACCUGCGGACGUUCGGCGACCACGUGGCGACGCAGGUGCGCGACGUGUUCGGCCAGGUGAAGAGGGCUCUGGAGGCGCAGGUGGCCCGCUCCGGCUGGCUGGACGAGCCGUCCCGGCGGGCUGCCCUGGAGAGGCUGAGAGCCCUGGGGGUGGUCGCCGGCGGAGGCGCAGAGCUGCUGGCAGACGCUCGCGUGCUGGACCGGCGGAUGGAGGACUACAGCAUGAAUGAGAAUGAAUUCCUCAGAAACUCUAUCCAUCUGCUUAGAAGGAACAGGAAGUUAACAUACGCGCUUUACACCAAGAAGACCUCUGGAUCAGAACAAACGUGGACGUACUUUGCAAAUACAUUAGACACCACAGAACCCAUUGAUUACAAAGGUGAACAAAUUGUUGUGCAGUAUGCCACAUUACCAGAUGGAAGACUUGGAGAAGUAAUGCCACAAUUUAAAAUAGCAGAGGUUGGAAUGAUACUGGCUAAAAUGAUUGGACAUCAUUUUGACUCUACCGGUAUUAAUCGCACAGCAAACGGCGUCGAUGGCAUCCUGUCGGAAGACCAAGCCAAGAAAUACUCGUCCUUGAAAGAAUGUGUUUGGAAGCAAGUUUCCAAACUUGACAGAGCUGUCAUCAAGCAUAGGAGAGACGUCCAGCAGACAGUGAUGGAUGUCAUUGCUGAACAAAUAGCCCUCAACGUGGCUCUCGAGGCAUUCAAAACAGACAACAGGACUAUACAAAAAGUUUUGGAGGACAGCUCCUGGGAGCAGAAAGGACUUCAACUAUUUUUCCUCGCUGUAGCUCAGACGUCUUGCACUAAAACCACUACAUGGGACAGUCCAGCACCUGUGUAUCAACGUAUAAUGCUGCCACCAUCUGCCAGAAUUAAUUUACUAUUCAGCCAAUCAGAGGCCUUCUCCAAAGCAUUUGGCUGCUCUUUGGGAUCAGGCAUGAAACCACCUGAAGAAGAUAUAUGUCCAACUUUCCCAGAGGGCUGUGGCAGCAUGAACAUGCAACACACACUCAUUAUUCCCACUAACUGACAAACUGCAAAACAUAUCUAGCUCCCGAUAACAAUAAUCUUUGUUUAUUUAGUACAAGCACACAUAUUGUAGGAGGGGGUGGGGAAGGAACUCUACAGCAUUAUCAUCUACAGCAAAUUAUUCCUUGCAUUUCAUGCAGAAACACUGCAGGAAAGUGUAAAUACAAAGUAUAAAAUAAUAAAUAUGUAUUUAAAAUUAAACACAAGAAAUUACAAAUUUUCUUAACCACUACAUAAGUUGUUAGUCAUUCACGAAAAAAAUAAAAUGAGGAUAUACAUGAUUCUUAGAUACCUUCGUAACUUUACACAGCUGCCUAGAAUUACGUACCUAAUUACCUAGGUUUAGUAAGAGUAAUAAUCUGGUACCCUUUCAUGAAAGACACCUGUAUUGCCAUAACUCUUGAUAGUUGCACAGCUUCCUUUCUCUAAGCAAUAAUUAUAUUGCAUCUAUGCAAUCAAAAAUUAUUUUAUGAACAUGUAUGCACUUUAGAGUGAAUAAAUAUGUAGAGCAUCUAUUCCGAAUAAUAUUAGGCUGUAAUUAAAUUGAGACUAUUCUGCUUAAUCACCAUUGAGUAGCCAAUUGACCUAUGAUCAUACACAGCUAGUCUUGAAAAUCAAUGUUCCUCUUUCAAUAAAACAAUUGAGAAAAAAAAAAAAAAAGAUUGUUUUAUCUAACUGCGCCCACGCGAGUUUUAACAGUAUUUCUUUAAUAUUAUAGGCCCCUUCUGGGAGGGGUUCUCUCAGAAUGGUUAAUCUGAUUGCCGUAGCAAAAGGGAUAAACAACAGUGCAAACAAGUAAACGAGGGAUUUCCAAAAACGACUGUUACCAGAACAAUUUAUUAAAUAAUUUAUCCAGGGCGAUCAACAACUGCCAAAGUUCAUUACACAUGUUCAAACGUGGGAAUUUCACAUUAAUAUGCUUUCCAAGUUAUUGACAAGAGCAUACUCCAUCAUAAUCUCAAGCAUGUGUAAAGUUAUUUCUUAUUUUAUUAACACGUUACUGUCCCUCGUUGUUAAAUAUGUUCCUUUAUCAAUACAGAUUAGAAAUUCACACUAAAUAUUGAGGGUUACAAAUGUGAGAAUCACACUCAGUCUCAUUGGACACUCGCGGCAGAAAGCCCCAUAUUACACAAAGCGAGCCAUCUUAAAUGAUCCUCAAGGCACAAACAUACAAAGGUGGUUAACAUGCCGUACAUCAUAAAUUUGCACUCUAAAUAGUUACAAAAGAAAGGGAAAGACUUGGUAAAGAACAAACAGAGAAUGUGCGCACAUUAAUUACACAAAGAAUAAAAAAUGAUAAGAUUCGCUGCCAACGCUGGGACCAACAUUCCUAUCCUAGCGGGUAAAUUACAGAGCCCUUACGAAAAUUGUCUCGCAGUGCGCGACCCACAAAUACAUAUCGCGAGUCACGGUUGACUAAGGGAGGAAAAGCUCUUAAGAAUUACUCAAAACAGAAUUUAGAGAGUGACAGCCGAGACAAUGAUUUAAAAAAAACUAGUAAGGAAAAUUUAAAACAUUUACGUUAAAUACUGGGGGCGGCCACCGCGCCCCAUCAGAAAUCACUCAAAGUCAAUAUCAACCGUACCUUAUCAGCGAGAGCAAAAGAGUGUUGAUCGGUCGGAGUCCCAGCGUCGAAACAGGCAGAGGAAGGGGAAACAAGCCCUUAUAAAAACUACCCAGGUGGCGCUAGCGUCGUCAGCCGCCGACCGAAGAAACGAAAAGAGGGGAGCGGGAGGGGAGGGGUUUCAAGCAAAUGUUAAUGGAGGGAAUGAGGGGGAGGGAAAGCCGUGUGCACAGGCGCCCAUGCAGCCCGUUGCAUAACAAUAGCUAGGGACAAAUUUGCAUCGUGAGUGCAUGUCAGUACACCACAUAACACCACAAAGCAUGUCAGUACACCACAUAACACCACAAAGCCACAAAGCAUGUCAGUACAUCACAUAACACCACAAAGCCACAAAGCAUG